This is a messenger RNA of Leptonychotes weddellii (Weddell seal), 1865 nucleotides long. Lineage: Eukaryota; Metazoa; Chordata; Mammalia; Carnivora; Phocidae. The record is from RefSeq and is a predicted model, not a curated record.
GCUGGGGGCUCUAUCCCACGCAGAGGACGGGGGCCUCUGCAGCCCCUUCCCCCUGUCCCAGCUGGCUGAAGCCUCCAGGGCAACCAGAGCAGCUGUGGGCCAGGAGACCUCUCCUGCCCCCCAGGAUGGACCCCUUCGCGGACACCCUGCGGCGGCUGCGGGAGGCCUUUGGCUCAGGGCGGACGAGGCCCGCUGAGUUCCGGGCGGCGCAGCUCAAGAGCCUGGGCCGCUUCCUGCGGGACAACAAGCAGCUUCUGCAGGAGGCGCUGAUGCAGGACAUGCACAAGUCAGCCUUCGAGGCGGAGGUGUCUGAGAUCGGAAUCAGCCAGAACGAGAUUGACUUGGCCCUCAGGAAUCUGAGGGCCUGGAUGAAGGAUGAGAAAGUGCCCAAGAAUCUGGCCACGCAGCUGGACUCAGCCUUCAUCCGGAAAGAGCCCUUCGGCCUGGUGCUCAUCAUUGCCCCCUGGAACUACCCCGUGAACUUGACCUUGGUGCCCCUGGUGGGCGCCCUCGCUGCAGGGAACUGCGUGGUGCUGAAGCCAUCGGAGUUCAGCAGGAGCACCGAGAAGAUCCUGGCUGAGGUGCUGCCCCGAUAUCUGGACCAGAGCUGCUUUGCCGUGGUGCUAGGAGGGCCCCAGGAGACCGGGCAGCUGCUGGAGCACAAGUUUGACUACAUCUUCUUCACGGGGAGCCCCCGAGUGGGCAGGAUCGUCAUGGCUGCCGCCGCCAAGCACCUGACACCCGUCACGCUGGAGCUGGGGGGCAAGAACCCCUGCUACGUGGACGACGACUGCGACCCCCAGACUGUGGCCAACCGCGUGGCCUGGUUCCGCUACUUCAACAGCGGCCAGACCUGCGUGGCCCCCGACUACGUCCUGUGCAGCCCGGACACGCAGGAGCGGCUGCUGCCCGCCCUGCAGAGGGCCAUCACCCGCUUCUACGGCGAGGACCCCCAGAGCUCCCCGAGCCUGGGCCGCAUCAUCAGCGAGAAGCACUUCCGGCGGCUCCGGGGCCUGCUGGGCUGUGGCCGCGUGGUCAUCGGCGGCCAGAGCGACGAGAGCGACCGCUACAUCGGUCCCACUGUGUGUGGCUGGCAGAGCCCAGGCGUGUCCAACACGCUCCCAGCUGGCCGCCACGAGGCUGACUGCCAUGUCCCAUGCCACCAUACAGGUGCCAGUGGGAUGGGCAGCUACCACGGCAAGUUCUCCUUCGACACCUUCUCCCACCACCGUGCCUGCCUGCUGCGCUGGCCCGGGCUAGAGAAGAUCUACUCUCUCCGCUACCCGCCCUACUCGCCUCGUAACCUGAGGAUGCUGCUGGCGGCGAUGGAGACCCGCAGCUGCAGCUGCACCCUGCUCUGAGCCUGGCUCACGCCUGUGAGUCUUCUGCCCCUGCCACCUGCGGCCAGUGCAGACGUGCCUCCAAGGAGGAAAAGACCACAGCCCAGACCAGUGCCUGCCCUCCUCCCCGCUGGGCCUUCUCUCUGCGAGCCCUCAGCCUCCUCCUCCCUCAGCUGCCCCCCAACUAGGACAGGCCAAGGCAAGGGAGCAUGGGAAACAACGCGGUAACCCACGGUAACCCACUCCCCCACCCCCACACUAGCCACCCGAGUCCUGGGAUAGGCCAGGAGAUGUGGACACCUCUAAGCCACCCCCCCCUUCCCGUGGAGGAUGCAGAAGGGGCCCUGGCAUCUGGUCCAGGUCACACCGUGGACCUGCAGCGGCCUCGGCCCUGGGCAGAAAUCCCUGCCCUCCCGGAGCUUGUUUCCCCAGCUGUACAGGGGAGGUGGUAACAAUCAGCACCUCCAGAGAUCACUGGGAGGAUUCAGUUUUGGAGUUCAAUAAUAAAUGAGCUGUCGAUCCCAA